UUCUUCUUCCCUCUUUUGUUUUCCAAUUUUCCUCACAUAAUUAGGGCAAUAUUAGCAACUUAAUAGCUUACUGAUCUCGUUGAUUAUAUAAUUGUGAGGAAACGUGUCAUAUUAGAGGUCUAAUGAAAAACGUUGAAAAGAAUUUCCAAAUAUCAAUGGCCUGUUUGGCUGUAGUUAUAGUAUUUAUAGGUUUGUACACUCAAUCUUUAAACAAAAUGAUAGUCACUUACUUUAUUGGUAUUUUAGGGAUCCUUGGUGUGUUUUUACCUGAUUGGGAGUCCUUUGAUCAAAGUGUCUCGCAUUGGGGCACUCCUUUCAAAGUGGAUGAGUUCACCGCUGAGUCUUGCAGAUCGGUCAGGUUUAGAUUUUAUCCAGUCAGAAUGGCUAUCUUCACAAUUUUAUAUGGAUUUGGUGUAUACAAGUGGUGGAUGUUUAUAUCCACUCAAUAA
Solanum verrucosum is the source of this 449-nucleotide messenger RNA. RefSeq names its product signal peptidase complex-like protein DTM1. The transcript is spliced from 2 exons. The record is from RefSeq and is a predicted model, not a curated record. Lineage: Eukaryota; Viridiplantae; Streptophyta; Magnoliopsida; Solanales; Solanaceae. The coding region runs from base 123 to 449 and encodes 108 amino acids. Gene Ontology annotation, cellular component: signal peptidase complex; endoplasmic reticulum membrane. Gene Ontology annotation, biological process: anther wall tapetum development.